This is a messenger RNA of Suillus paluster, 1511 nucleotides long. RefSeq lists its product as uncharacterized. The record is from RefSeq and is a predicted model, not a curated record. NCBI's taxonomy places the organism in Eukaryota, Fungi, Basidiomycota, Agaricomycetes, Boletales, Suillaceae. The transcript has 3 exons. The coding region runs from base 295 to 1455 and encodes 386 amino acids.
AGUCACGAGGUUGGGCGUUCAACGUUCAACUUUGAGCUCCCCUAUUAAAUAAACAUCUUCUUCGUCCAAGCUUCGUCUUCAUUUUCCUCGAAACUCGCGUUAGCAAACAAUAUGCGGACAGUUGAGGAGAUGACAGCCUUAGAAGUCAAACGCUCACCGGUUUGGGAUAUCAUUGGUGCGCUGGAAAACAUCAAUAAUAACCACUCGCCUUUAGCUCGCACGUUCACAAGCGAUCGAUAUGAUUCCAGACCUUGAAACCCAUUCUCCAAAUCCCCCAAUACUGACCAGUCUGCUAUGCACCAGAGUGUCAGCGCCAUCGUCAUCGAGCGCCAGCAGCAACUUGAUGCAGUUUUGCAUGAGAUCUCCGGGCUGGAAACCGUGAUGGAUGGUAUAAAGAAUCUUCAUCAGCAACUCGUCGAGAAAAAGGACAGAAUCACCUGGUCCAUGAAUAUGCACAAGGGACUCAUAUCGCCUCUCUGGCGCUUGCCAACCGAAAUCUUAUCCCAAAUUUUUGACCACUGUCUCCCGGGUGAAGGUUCCUUGUUGUCCCCAUCAACGCGACGCGCUCCCAUACUUUUGACCGGAAUAUGCCGACGUUGGAGGGAGGUAGCUGUGUGUCUGCCCAGUUUAUGGUGCAGGUUGUAUGUGGAAGUCCACGACAGUGACUGGCAGCGGGCAUCUUUCUGCUACGACUCGUGGCUCAAGCGAUCCCGAGGAUGUCCGCUCUCGUUAGAACUCAACUGCGUCGCAAAUGACUUGACCAAGCUACAAAGCCUUUUCCAGCCCUACAUCGAUCAAAUAAUUCAAAGCUCGUCUCUCCGUAUCCAUUUUUACGGAGAAACAGUCCAACCCGAACUUUUGUUACAGGACCUCCCAGCACUUCAGGAGGUGACCAUGAUAAUAUUGGCACAUAUCGACACUUCAUAUAUUGCACAAUUUAUCUCGCGACUGCCCUCCACUCUGCGCAGUCUCACGGUCACGGAGUCGUUCGGCGUCGAGCACUUGUCUUCUUGCAAUUCUGUAUUGGCCCAUCUGACAAAUCUCGAGAUCUACAUAGAUCAUUCGAAUGCAUUCAUCCACUUGCUCCAGCUAUGUCCUAACCUCUCUUCGUUAAAAGUUUGCGCAGUAAUCAACCAGGUGCAAACCUUGGAGCCAUUCACGCACACCAGCAUUCGAUCCUUACGCAUCAAUUUUAACUCUGUGUACACACGCUGUAUAUCUGGCCUGUUCGAUGCUCUAUCACUCCCCAAUUUACGGGUUUUUGAAGCUCGUUAUUUACGAUCAUGGCCUCAUAAGGAGUUCAAGUCAUUCUUGGUACGGUCACAAUGUCCCCUGGAGAGCCUGACUUUUGGUAGUCUAAGAAAGAUGAUGACGGAUGAGCAGCGGGCGAAAUAUGUUAACCUUUUCCCUUCCAUCGAAGUAAUAGUACUGCAUCCCCUGGAAAGUACUUUUUAAGCCUCAGUUGUAUUUCGCGAUCAUGAUAAUGGACUGGCAGUAGAAUAUAGUAUUCU